Molecule: messenger RNA, 6888 nt
Organism: Mugil cephalus (flathead mullet)
Lineage: Eukaryota; Metazoa; Chordata; Actinopteri; Mugiliformes; Mugilidae
Gene: clasp2
Product: cytoplasmic linker associated protein 2
Exons: 46
Coding region: 863-5521 (1552 amino acids)
Biological process (GO): mitotic spindle assembly
Cellular component (GO): microtubule organizing center; spindle microtubule; cytoplasmic microtubule
Molecular function (GO): microtubule binding
Source: RefSeq, a predicted model, not a curated record
AUAAUAUUUGUAUAUGUAUGUGUAUCUAUACAUAUUUAAGCUCGGCUUCCCGCUAUAUUUGAUAAUUUUAGACCAGGCAUUUGGCUGGCCAGCUGUGCGGUGCUCGAGGACCCCGGGGCCUGCUCGUGUCCCAGGCAACGCUCCAGACUUCAGCGCCUUCAGCGCCUUCAGCGGGUUAUCCUGGAUUAAAAAGAAACCAGCUACCGUGUGGGACCCAAAACCGAGCUCUUGUUGUGGUAGUUUGGUUCAACUUUCCCGCAGACGGAGUCGGCAACUGAGAGACUUUAAAGGCAGCGGUCAUCAUGGAGUAGAGUAACGGAUCCAGGAGCUAGGCCUGUGGAUAACCAGCUUUAGCUAGCUAGCCUUAGCUAGCCGGGCUAGUUCUUGUGGGGCUGCUCUCUAUCCUUGUUUGGGUCUCUGUGCUAACUAGCUGGCUGCUAUUUUUGUUAGCAUAACAGACAGCCAACCGGGACUGAUAGUUGCUGCUGCUGAUAUGUUGACGGUUCCUACUGGGGUCCACCAUAGUUCGACGAUUUCUCAAGUUUUUUUCAAGUUUUAAAUUCAUCCUGAGCUAACGGUGCAUAGGGAGGAACCUAGCGAGCUGCGUCUUCGUCGCAACGUACAAAGUCGAGCUUUUGGUUUGGGCGCAGUAAUGAUUUGUGUGUUAAACCGAUCUAUGUUUUUACAAGGGAUUGCAUGUUGAUGACCAAACAUCAGGGAGACGCAGUCCAGACCGCACAGUGUUUCUGCCCCUCUACGGGACUAGAGUUCACAUCUCGAAUACCUAACACCCCGUCCCACCGACCACAGUCUCCAGUCUUCUGCCGGCUUCUGGGGCUGGCCACACGGCACUGAGUGCCCAAUGGAGGAUCAUGACAACAUGGACUAUUUUUACCAGCAGGUACUGCAGAAAGAUGUUACCCGCAGACUGCAGGCCGGCCAAGAGCUCAUUGACUACCUGAGCGACCCUCACCGCUCUCAGGACGUAGAGCAGGACAAAGCCCGGCUGGAUAAGACUAUAGACGAGUUAGCGGGAUGGGUCAACUCAAGCAAUUUCAAGGUGGCGUUGUUGGGGAUAGACAUCUGCGGCGCGUUCGUGGAUCGCAUGGGAGAGCGGUUUAAAGGAUACCUCGGCACAGUGAUGCCAGCUCUGGUGGACAGGCUGGGCGAUGGGAAGGACCAGGUCAGGGAGAGCAGCCAAGCCCUCAUCCUCCGCUGCAUGGAGCAGACUGCCUCGCCCAUGUACGUUUGGGAAAGGCUGCUCACUGGUUUUAAACACAAGAACUUCCGCAGCCGAGAAGGAGUCUGCCUCUGUCUCAGUGCCACGCUCAGCACGUUUGGAGCCCAGACGCUGAGCCUCAGUAAAAUAGUUCCUCAUCUCUGCUCUCUGAGUGGAGACCAAAACCCACAAGUACGCGAGGCCUCCAUAACAGCAUUAGUGGACGUUUAUCGUCACGUCGGAGAGCGGGUCAGAGCCGAUGUGGGAAAGAGAGGACUUCCAGCUGCACGGUUACAGACGAUAUUUGCUCGUUUUGAUGAAGCCUUGAAUUCAGGCAACAUGGCUCUCAGCCCGAGUCACGACCGUAGUUUUGAAGAUGACGACAGCGUGGAUGGAAAUCGCCCUUCCUCGGCCCAGGCUCCCUUCAAGGUUCCCAAAGUUCCCAAGAAGCCUGCGGAGUCCUCUGCAGCGCGUCGGCCCAGUGCUACCGGUGGCAAGCUAGUGAGUAAAGAAGCUGCCGGGGCCAUCGAUGAAGAGGAUUUCGUUAAAGCCUUUACAGAUGUCCCUCCAGUCCAGAUCUACUCAGCAAGAGAUCUGGAGGACAACCUGAACAAGAUCCGUGAGAUCUGCUCCGACGACAAACACGACUGGGACCAGAGAGCCAUCGCUCUGAAGAAAAUCCGCUCCUUGUUGGUGGCGGGCGCAGCCAGCUACGACUGUUUUUACCAGCACCUACGGCUACUAGAUGGAGCCUUCAAACUGUCGGCUAAAGACCUGCGCUCGCAAGUGGUCCGAGAGGCCUGCGUCACUGUGGCCUACCUCUCGUCAGUGUUGGGGAAUAAAUUCGACCACGGAGCAGAAGCCAUCGUUCCCGUCCUCUUCAACCUCAUCCCCAAUUGUGCCAAAGUCAUGGCCACCUCCGGCGUCUCGGCCAUCCGCAUCAUAAUACGGCACACACACGUCCCCAGACUCAUCCCCCUGAUCACCAGUAACUGCACGUCCAAAUCUGUGGCUGUGAGAAGGCGCUGUUAUGAUUUCUUGGACCUUCUGCUACAGGAAUGGCAAACCCACUCAUUAGAACGACACACGGCAGUUCUGGUUGACAGCAUCAAGAAGGGGAUUCGAGAUGCAGACUCGGAGGCCAGAGUGGAGGCCCGAAAAGCGUACUGGGGUCUGAGGAACCACUUCCCAUCUGAAGCCGACGCUCUCUACAACUCCUUAGAGCCGUCGUACCAGAAGACACUUCAGUCCUGCUUGAAGAGCUCAGGCAGCGUGGCCUCACUUCCCCAGAGUGACCGCUCCUCCUCCUCCUCUCAGGAGAGCCUCAACCGUCCUCUGACUUCUAAAUGGUCUGCAGCCCCAGGGCGAGUCCCUGCGGGUUCAAAGGGUAGGGUGUCGUCGGUCUCCCUGCAGCGUUCCCGUAGCGACGUGGAUGUAAAUGCCGCAGCGGUUGCUAAGCACCGGCACGUCGGACAAACUGGGGGAACGAGCCGCCUGCCCCCUGGCUCCUACUCCUCACUGGAUGAUGCCUCUGAUAAAACGGAUGGAACGAGGUCAGACAAUGGCCGCGUACGUACCAAGCAGCCCUUGUCGACCGCCAGCAGCGUGUCCAGCCAGGUGGACUCGCGAGGACGCAGCCGCACCAAGAUGGUGUCCCAGUCUCAACGUUCCGACGAAUCCGAUUGCACACCAGGAUCUCAGUCUGCUACCCCUGUCGGUGCGGGCAGUCGGAGCGGCUCCCCGGGUCGCGUGCUGACGAGUACGGCCCUGAGCACCAUGAGCACCGGGGCCCACAGGGUGCUGGCCGGAGCCGGCGGGGACGGACACAGACGCAGCCGCAUCCCACGCAGCCAGGGCUGCUCCAGAGACUCCUCCCCCACACGCCUGUCUGUCGCCCCUUCUAGCAUUAGUUCCAUCUACAACGGAGCAAGCAGAGGAGCUCGGGGCAGUCGUAUCCCUCGGCCCAGUAUGAGUCAGGGCUGCAGCAGAGAGGCCAGCAGGGAGAGCAGCCGGGACACCAGCCCCGUACGCUCCUUCACACCUCUCGCAACGCGGAGCUACUCUCGCUCCACCGGAGCUCUCCACACACCUGACGCUUUUGGGGCUGCAGGAACUGGUUUUGGCAUCAGUCAGUCUAGCCGCCUGUCUUCUUCAGUCAGCGCCAUGAGGGUCCUGAACACGGGCUCCGACGUAGAAGAGGCUCUCGCGGACGCACUGCUGUUGGGAGACAUGAGAUCAAAGAAGAAGCCAGCACGGCGGCGGUAUGAGAACUACGGCAUGUAUUCUGAUGACGACGCCAACAGCGACGCGUCCAGCGCCUGCUCGGAGAGAUCGUACAGCUCCAGGAACGGGGGGGCCAUCCCCACCUACAUGAGGCAAACAGAAGAUGUAGCUGAGGUGCUCAACCGUUGUGCUAGCGCCAACUGGUCAGAGAGGAAGGAGGGACUUUUGGGUCUACAAGCUCUGCUCAAGAACCAACGCACCCUCAGCCGGGUAGAGCUGAAGAGGCUGUGUGAGAUCUUCACCAGGAUGUUUGCUGACCCUCACAGUAAGCGAGACUCCGGCAGGGUGUACGGCACGGCAGAAUCCGGUAUAAGCUCAGCCUCCUUCAAGAGAGUGUUCAGUAUGUUCCUGGAGACACUGGUAGAUUUCAUCCUGGUCCAUAAGGAGGACCUGCAGGACUGGUUGUUUGUCCUGCUCACGCAGCUGCUGAAGAAGAUGGGAGCGGAUCUGCUGGGCUCCGUACAGGCCAAAGUUCAGAGGGCCCUGGACAUCACACGAGAGUCUUUCCCCAACGACCUCCAGUUUACUAUUCUCAUGAGGUUCACUGUGGACCAGACACAGACGCCCAACCUCAAGGUGAAGGUGGCUAUUCUGAAGUACAUCGAGACACUAACGUUACAGAUGGAGGCUCCAGACUUCGUGAACUCCAGUGAGACUCGGCUGGCUGUCUCUCGCAUCAUCACCUGGACGACCGAACCCAAGAGCUCUGAUGUCAGAAAGGCGGCCCAGUCGGUGCUCAUCUCCCUGUUCCAGCUCAACACUCCAGAGUUCACCAUGCUGUUGGCGGCUCUACCCAAAACCUUUCAGGACGGGGCCACCAAGCUGCUUCAAAACCACCUGAAGAACACGGGCAACGCCGCACAGGCACAGAUGGGCAGCCCUUUGACGCGCCACACCCCUCGAUCACCAGCCAGCUGGUCCAGUCCAGUCACUUCACCCACUAACACCUCCCAGAACACCCCCUCACCAAGUGCAUUUGACUAUGACACAGAAAACAUGAACUCGGAGGACAUCUACAGCUCCCUGAAAGGCGUCACCGAGGCCAUCCAGAACUUCAGCGUCCGCAGCCAAGAGGACAUGAAUGACCCGGUCCAACGACGAGAGGGAGACGAGGGCGGCAGCGGGAUGGACUUCGUGGACGGCGGCCGAAUGGCUCUUGACAACAAGACCUCCCUCCUCAACACCCCCCUUCUCUCUUCCAGCCCCCGAGGGGCCCGCGAACAUUUCUCCGACUCUCCCUACAAACACAGAAGCAAAGACACCAGCCUGGACGACUCCGAACAUCUCACCGACGACAGUAACCUGGACCAGUCGGAGCUGGUGGCCGAGCUGCUCAAGGAGCUGUCCAAUCACAACGAGCGCGUUGAGGAGAGGAAGGGGGCGCUGUGUGAGCUGCUGAAGCUGAUUCGUGAGAACACCCUGCAGGUGUGGGAUGAACACUUCAAGACCAUCCUGCUGCUCCUGCUGGAGACGAUGGGUGACAGAGAGCAUGUGAUACGAACACUGGCUCUGCGGGUGCUGAGGGAAAUUCUCAGCAAGCAGCCCUGGAGGUUCAAGAACUACGCAGAGCUCACCAUCAUGAAGGCCCUGGAGGCUCACAAAGACCAUCACAAGGAGGUGGUACGAGCAGCAGAGGAGACGGCAACCAUGUUGUCGCUGUCCAUCAGCCCAGACCAGUGCAUCAAGGUGCUGUGUCCCAUCAUCCAGUCAGCUGAUUACCCCAUCAACCUGGCUGCUAUCAAGAUGCAGACCAAAGUGGUGGAGAGGAUUCCCCGCGAGGGACUCAUGAGCCUGCUGCCUGAGAUCGUGCCAGGACUCAUACAGGGUUACGACAACUCUGAGAGCAGCGUGAGGAAAGCUUGUGUGUUCUGCCUGGUGGCCAUCUACGCAGUGAUAGGAGAGGACCUCAAACCCCACCUCAGCCAACUCUCGAGCAGCAAGCUGAAGCUGUUAAAUCUGUACAUCAAGCGCGCCCAGUCCGGCUCCAGCGGCAGCGAACCCCCCUCCGAAGGCCUAUAGGAGACAGCGCCGUCCUACAACCACAGAACUGCACACCCACAUAGACCGAGAACAAAACACAAACUGCUUACAUUCUUCACACAACCAGCAGACAUAGCAUACACACACACACACACACACACAUAAACACAAACAUAGGUACACGACGUCCUCAUACGUUUCCCGUCUCACUGCAAAAUGGGAGUUGUGGUGCAGAGGAAAGAAGUGGUGUGUUCUCCUCACCAUUACCAUUAUUAGGAUCCACCCUGAUCUGAGACUGAACACUUUGGAUUGAACGUAAACACAUUCUCCUCCCAGGUUUGUCACUUGUCACUCAAGGAUAAAAGUAAUGAAAUGUCUGUCCUGUCCACCCUGCUUUACAUCCAGAACCCAACAGUAUCCCCUCUGAGCAACAUUGUGAUGUCAACAGGAAGUGGUGCGUCUGCAUGGUUCUCAUUUGUCUUGGGGGUGGGGGGUUGGGGUGGGUUGGGGGGGGGUGUUGCAGCCUUUGUUUCCUUCUUGAAUCGUGAGUAGCAGGGGCCAGGUAGACAGGAAUGUAAAUUUACAUUGUGUCAUAGUUUGGAUUUAUUUUACGCAAUGAGGUUUUACUGCAGUGGAUUUUAAUACCCAGAGUUUUCUGUCUCGCACAUCAACACGUGCUCUCUUUCAACAAGGUGCUGGCGAAGCCUGAAAGGUACGACCGAACAACCCCGCACAGCAUUAACACGAGUCGCAGCGGGUCCGACCUGCUCAUAGCAAAUACGAACAGGUUCCAGAGUGUAGGAGACGUUAUGUGCUUGGCUAUGCAUGAGACUAAAUUUAAACUUUUUAUCGGGCCCUAAUGACAGUCCGAAGACAGUGACUGAGGUUUUAAAUUAUUGUGAACAGUGCCCAUACCUUUUCAGAUGAAUCCACGACGUCCUCCUUUUCUCCCAGCUCAUAUUCACUUCAGGGCAACGUGGGGGGGGGGGAGAUUGGGGGCGUACUGCUUACUACAUGAAGUAUGACAGGACAUGGCUUAUUAUCACAUAGUGGAUAUGUAUCUAUAUAUGAUAUUAAAAUGGAAUACCCAAUAACAGUGUCAUUUAGGAGAGUCCCCCAGGGGGGUGCACGCGCGCACCUGUGCCCAUCCUUGUUUUUAUUUCUCUUUCUCUUGCGCGUGCCGUAGUCUCUCACUCUUCUUUUUUUUUUUUUUCUCUGCUGAGAAAUUUGUAGAAAUGUAUUAUUUACAGCUCUGAAAAAAAGAUGUCAUCUCUCACUUUCCUCCUGUUCAUCGAAUCUUUCUUUCCUUCCUCUUCUUGUAACAUUCUAGUUUUCACUGUUGUGUUUCCUCCGUGCAUUUACAAAGCUGUGCUUACAAUAAAAUAAAGAACUUGUACAGAUCAGAA